AUGGGAGAGAAGAACAAGACACGAGUGGUAGAGUUUGUCUUUCUGGGUUUCUCUGGCAUUCCAGAUGGCCACAUCUACCUCUUCCUGCCAUUCCUAGUCAUUUACUUGGUCACUGUACUGGGAAACCUCAUUAUAUUUACUCUGAUUCAGCUGGAUUCCAGCCUCCGGACCCCCAUGUAUUACUUCCUCAGCCAUCUCUCCUUCCUAGAUAUCUGCAUCUCCUCCGUCACGGUCCCCAAGAUCCUGGUGAACUUCUUGCGCCAGGAAGAAACCAUCACCUACCAUCAAUGCAUGGCCCAGAUGUUCUUCUUACUCUCUUUCUCAGGAGCUGAGGCUGCCAUAUUAGCUGUCAUGGCCUAUGACCGCUAUGCUGCCAUCUGCAAGCCUUUGCAUUACUCCCGCCUCAUGAGCCCCAAGGUGUGCACCAUCCUAGCCUUGGCCACUUGGAUCUGGGGCACCCUAGACUCCGCUCUCCAUACAGCGCUCAGCACCAAAUUGUCCUUUUGUGGAGUCAACCAGAUUCACCACAUCUACUGUGAUCUGCCCCCACUAAUGGAAAUUGCUUGCAACGAUGCACGCAUCAAUGAACUUGUCAUCCAUAUCACAAGCCUUUUUGUGGGUGGGGGACCCUUCUUCUUCAUCAUUCUCUCCUAUGGCUUCAUCCUGUCCUCCAUCUUGAAGAUCCGUUCCACCAACACCAAGCGCAAAGCCUUUUCCACCUGUGCUUCUCAUGUCACUGUUGUCAUCAUUUAUUUUGGAAAUGCAUUGGUUAACUAUGACCGUCCAAGCGCUGGUUAUUCCUUAGAGAUUGACACUCUGGUCUCAACCAUGUUCUGUAUAAUCCCCCCUAUGGUCAACCCCCUCAUCUACAGUCUCCGGAACAAGGACGUGAGAGAGGCCUUCCGGAAGGUUCUAGAAAGCCAGGGGAAGCUGAAACAUCAAGAUACGAUGAAUUACGGCACCAGAGAUUCCCUUUAG
This is a messenger RNA of Heteronotia binoei (common prickly gecko), 978 nucleotides long. RefSeq names its product olfactory receptor 5AR1-like. Gene Ontology annotation, molecular function: G protein-coupled receptor activity; olfactory receptor activity. Bases 1 to 978 code for a protein of 325 amino acids. Gene Ontology annotation, cellular component: membrane. The transcript has a single exon. Lineage: Eukaryota; Metazoa; Chordata; Lepidosauria; Squamata; Gekkonidae. Gene Ontology annotation, biological process: G protein-coupled receptor signaling pathway. The record is from RefSeq and is a predicted model, not a curated record.